This is a messenger RNA of Cladophialophora bantiana CBS 173.52, 1605 nucleotides long. RefSeq lists its product as uncharacterized. The coding region runs from base 1 to 1605 and encodes 534 amino acids. The record is from RefSeq and is a predicted model, not a curated record. The transcript is spliced from 7 exons. Gene Ontology annotation, cellular component: mitochondrion. NCBI's taxonomy places the organism in Eukaryota, Fungi, Ascomycota, Eurotiomycetes, Chaetothyriales, Herpotrichiellaceae.
AUGCAUCCUGGCUCAGCUUCGUAUACCGAGUACAAGUCCCAUCUUACACCAUGUCUACGUUUCAGCGCCGAAGCUCCCAGCAAUGUCUUUCUUGUCAAGAUCACGUCGUCUCAUCACGUUCAAGUCCCUUCCACUGCGUUCACCGGAGAGUAUUUCUCUAACGUGCCGUGCCAAGACGAGCUGUUUCAAUUUACCAAUGGUCGAUUUCUGAUUAGAGACAAACAACAACGCCCUUCGAUAUCGCGUGUUCGAGAAGUCGAAAAAUUAGAGGGCGGAUUCAGCAAAGUAUUACGCAUACAGAGAGAGAACGGAACAGAAUUCAUUGCGAAAAUUUCAUGUCCCAAUGCCGGCCUUGCAAAGUACACGACUGCCUCUGAGGUUGCUGUUCUGGAAUACGUGAGAGAGUAUACCGACAUCCCAGUACCAUCCAUUUAUUCCUGGAGUGCUGAUGUUUCGAAUCCUGUUGGGGCAGAGUAUAUCAUCAUGGAAAAAGCUCCCGGUGUUCAGCUCUUCAAAGUGUGGGAUCAAAUUGAAGAACGAAACACACUUGCUAUCAUCGAGAAAUUGGCCAAAUGGGAGAGUCAAUUGAUGUCCAUAAAGUUCCCGACCUAUGGCUGCGUAUACUCUCGCCAUUCUUUUCCAGAGAGUGACGGGAAGACGGACCUUUCUACAGACAUCGAUCGAUCCGGGUCAUAUUGUGUUGGUCGCUCCUGCGAUCCCACGUGGUCUACUGUACCGUGUUAUUUAGCAUCUGGCCCUUGGCUUUCUCUCCCCGAAUUUGGAACCGCAUUAGCAAAGCGUGAGAUCUAUCGCGUCUCUCAGGAAUCGGAGAGCGCUCACAGAAAAACCGUGGAGCUCAUGAAGAUUCUAGGCUCCCAUUCGGACCUCCUCUGUCAUUCUAAGCCUACCCUCUGUCAUCCGGAUCUGCACUUGGGCAACAUUUUUGUCUCCGAGGACGACCCUUCAAAAAUCUCAGUUAUUAUCGACUGGCAGUUUGCACAGAUAGCUCCCAUGUUCUUACAGGUUCGCUGGCCGGUUUUUCUCAUCCCAUCAAAAGACUACACAGCUGGCAUCGUUAGCCCAAAGUUCCCUGACGACUGUGAAGACUUGGAUGAUGAUGAAAUGAAAUUGGUAGAGUACGACUUCAAGCAAGCCACAAUCGCCAAAGCCUACGAAGUCAGAUCUCUUCUUGACAACAAAGAUGCUUACGAUGCGAUGACCUUGCCUCGAGUAUAUCGGGAGCUCUUCAUUGGUUGUGGAGAAACGGAGACAGAAGGGCCUGCGCCAUUACGGAAGUGCAUGAUCGAGAUUCUCAAUUCCUGGCACGAUGUAAAUUUGCCUGGCGAAUGCCCCUACGCAUUCAGUCCGGAAGAAAUUCAGAAACACGCAAAGCAGUUUGAACAAUUCAGAGAACGGCACCGGGCGAGAGCAUUUGCGAUGGAAUAUCUCGAUACCGAUGCGGAUGGCUGGAUUCCCCCUGAAGUGGAUUUUGCGAAGAAGCAGCAACAAAAUCGAGCUCUUUUCGCCUUGUACGUGGACAGAAUGUCUGGUCAGAAAUCCCGAGAAGAGAUGCGCAAACUGUGGCCCUUCUCGGAGGAAAUCUAA